AUGAGCAGAGACAGCUCCUUCGAUAACAACCCCAUGGAGGACUCCCAGGAUUCAGAGGAGACAAUGGAGCAAUUCGAUGAGGUUCGCCAAUAUUUCUCUGAAGAAGAGUGUGCAAAACUGGGACGUUUAGGCCAAAAAAUUUGUGUGUACAUGAAGAAAAACUAUGAGUACCUGAUUGGGCAAGUGCUGGAGCUCCUGGGAUCCAGGGAAGAUGAGACUAAUCCCUGGCUUGGCAGACUGAGGGAAAGAAAGAACGACAUAGUCUAUGAAGAGAUCAGUGACCCAGAGGAAGAUGACUAA
Molecule: messenger RNA, 300 nt
Organism: Pipistrellus nathusii (Nathusius's pipistrelle)
Lineage: Eukaryota; Metazoa; Chordata; Mammalia; Chiroptera; Vespertilionidae
Source: the annotation of a GenBank genome assembly